AUGACACCAAUGGAAACGUUCGAAGCAGGUUUGUGUACUGUAAUUCCUACUGUAUUUGAAAAGUGCGAAAAUGAUUGGAUAUCAAAAAAUGGGACUUGCUACCAGGAUUCGUGUUGUAUGAGUUUCGAAACCGCUACAUCUUGGUAUUACCGAAUGGCACAAUUUUCCCAUGUGGUUUUCAGCGGAAUUGGCAUAGUUAUCAUUAUCACGUAUCUUAUCAGUUAUCGACCAAGACAUAUCUUACCUGAAAAUGUCAGAGUACUGGUUGAUAUCAUGCUCUUACUGAUUUUUGCUCACUCUAUAGAUAUGAUUUUGUUACAUCUUUACCAUAUUAUACGAUCCUUGCAAGUGUCUCCAUCAGAUCCUUGCUUGAUAAGAGAGAAAGUUUCGUUUUGUGCUCCAUUUCGGUACACUUAUGCUUUCUGCUCAAUGGCACUGGCUAUAUGCACAUACUGCAUUUAUAUCGAUAGUAGUCGUUUCGACAUCGUUCGACAUUUCUCCGCUGCCAUCGACGUUGAGUCAUCUGAAUUCCUUUACCGUACCACUGGCACCCAAGCAGCCAUUAUGGCACUAUUUUCAGUUGCUUCCCUCGGAAUGAGACUGGUCUAUAAUAGUCUUCCGAGACCAGUGGGCUUAACUAUAGCCACACUUUCUUAUAUCUUCAGUAUAUACAGUUUUGUGGUGCCUUGGGUUAUUGUUCAAUAUGUACAGAGAACGUCGGAAAAUCGGAAAAGCCGGAUUUCGAGUCACGUCGGGAUGAAAUCCGUUGGAGCCGAAGGAGCAGAGAACUAUUUUGGAAUGAUGAAGUCGCAAUGGGAAUAA
Molecule: messenger RNA, 822 nt
Organism: Caenorhabditis briggsae
Lineage: Eukaryota; Metazoa; Nematoda; Chromadorea; Rhabditida; Rhabditidae
Gene: Cbr-srb-18
Product: Protein CBR-SRB-18
Exons: 5
Coding region: 1-822 (273 amino acids)
Biological process (GO): detection of chemical stimulus involved in sensory perception
Molecular function (GO): olfactory receptor activity
Source: RefSeq, a predicted model, not a curated record